Molecule: messenger RNA, 951 nt
Organism: Suillus paluster
Lineage: Eukaryota; Fungi; Basidiomycota; Agaricomycetes; Boletales; Suillaceae
Exons: 14
Coding region: 1-951 (316 amino acids)
Source: RefSeq, a predicted model, not a curated record
AUGCAGACAGAGUAUUCGGCUGACGAUGUCGCACUAGCGAAGAGCCUACGGACUUACACAGCCUAUGAUUAUGUUUGUUCACUUGACGAAGAGGUAUUGCAUUCGUUCAUUGUUCAUGAUACGCCUCUUGAUGAUGAUAUGUGGUUCAAAGUGGACCUUCCUGCUCAAAUCGCGCUGGUCCAAGUGAGCUUCACCCCGACCGAGAGCUCCACUAAAUGCCAGACCCUGGUCAAUCUUGAAAUAUCUCUCGGUUUAAUAUCAGUCACUUUCUCUGAAGCCUUUUUCGUCCUCAGAACAUAUGUGCUCUGGAACAACAAUAAAUUUGUGCUCGCAGUCAUGCUAACUGGCUUUUUUAAUUGGCGGACAACCAACGGCCUUCUGUACGCCAUCCUGGUAAAGCAUAAUAUAUUCUACUAUGCAUGCGGCAUGUUUUUCUCGGCCGUGAACGUCCUUGCGUUGCUGCUCCUCGAUUACCAGUACCAUGCCAUGUUCCAAGAACUCCAGUUUAUCGUCCUCGCGAUCCUUGCCUUGCGCCUCCACCUCCACCUCUGGAAUGCAGACAGGCACCCACAUGCUUCUUCCGCCCUCGUGUCAAGUUUGGGGUUGUUGGAGUUUGAACUUUGCCAGGUUUGCGGUAUUUACAUCAUAUGCGGAUACACUAAUAACAGUACUAGUACUUACCAAGGGCCCGAAGAACUGUUUGUCCGCCACCACUGGUCAGAAGUCGAGGAGUCUGCCAUUAAGUCUGCACAGACCUCACACAGACCGCUAGCCAACAUAGUCUCAAAUACAUACUGUAGAGAUACGACACUAGGGUCAUUCGAAGCUGUGACACCAAGUGUGACUGUGUCACGUGCUGCACGUGACGAAGCUAGUGUCGUAUCUCUACAGUAUCAUAGUCAGACUCAGUUUACUGGGGUGGCGCCACCUUCUGGCCCAUCUGCCAGCUAG